AUGCGCUCUCGCUACUCCGCUCUUCGUCUCCCCUCUUCCCCCAGUUGUUCAUCCUCACAAUGUCUUCAUCGACCGCUCCAUACCACUCGCCUCCAGUACAGUGAACAUGCCAUCUUCAGCAGCAGUCUGGAGAAAACUCUCAAUGCCCAUCGAUCCGCAAAUCGAGCCAGUCUCAUCCGCAAGGUCAUCGACGACAGACCCCCAACCGGAAUCUAUCGUCCUGUCAUCCCUCCCGAGCAUCGUGCCGGUCAUGAGCUCUCCAGAUCACAGGGACUCGCCUCUGAUGGUAUUGAGUCACAGCCAACCCAGGCUUCUGUGCCCAUAAAAAGGAUGCGGAAACGUCCCAUCCCUUCAGAGAACAGUGACGCAUCGCACUCCCGGAAAAUCUUAGACCACCAGUUGCAAUUCCGCGUCGACGAAACCCGAAGUCGACCCGAACAGCAACCGUGGCUGGAACUCAUGGACCCAAUGCACAGCCCAUUCGAUGCCACCUCAUAUCUCGAUGCAGAGAUCCGCGCACUGGAGAAAUACCUGAUACCAACCUCGUCGGAACAGAAGCGCAUCGACCAAAUUCUGGCAGACGUGGGUGACUUGCUCACCGGAAUCGUCCCCAGCCCACCUCAGGUAAUUGGCUCAUGGCGGAAUCAAUUCGCAUUGAGCCACUCGGAUCUGGAUUUUGUGGUGCCCGUGCCUGAUUCGGACCGGUCCGUGCAAGACAUUCGCAAGCCCAGUGCGACUCGGCCCAAGAUGCUCACAACCUACCACAAGCUGCUGUGCCAGGUCGAGCACGCUCUGCAGCAAUCCCCAUCGUUUGAUGGUAGGGUCGAUAUCCUAGGCAAUCGUUCCCCGGUCCUCACGGCUACUCAUCACCCCACCGGCCGUCGGUUACGCUUCUACUGCGGCGAGGGCCCGCCAGCCUCAAUUGAGUACAUCAUGGACUAUCACGCAGAAUACCCUUCCAUCCGCCCCCUUUACGCAACAGCCCGCUUGAUUCUCGAGGCUCAGGACAGCUACGGCCGCCACCGGUCGUCCAUCGGCUCCGACGCCCUCGUCAUGCUUCUCGUCGCCUUCCUCAAGAUGAACCACGGCCGGUUCCGGCGACCCGACUGCCUCGGCGAGCAACUGCUCGCGUUCCUACGCACUUACGGCACGACCGUCGACCUGACCACUACCGGCGUCGCCGUCGACCCCCCAAGCUGGUUCACUGCUGCCUCAAUCAAGGACGCCGCGCUUCGGUACGCGUCCGACGACAUCCCCGCCCAUCUCCGCGGCCAGCGCUCGCUCAUCAACCUCAAGCGCACCGCCGCCGCCCGCCGCAAUCUGCCCGCCGCCGCCCGUCUCUGCGUCCAGGAUCCCACCAACUACAUGAAUGACCUGGGUCGCGGCUGCUUGCGCACGGUGGACCUGCAGCAGGCGUUGGCGCGCGCGUACGAUCGUCUCCGUGACCGGCUUCAUCGCAGCGAAACGGAAGACCAGGGUUCCUCGAUGAGUAUCCUCACGCACGCGUUGCGAGCCAACUUUGAUGAAUUCGAGGCACUUCGCUCCCGGAUGGCUUUGGCGCAGUAA
Molecule: messenger RNA, 1566 nt
Organism: Aspergillus clavatus NRRL 1
Lineage: Eukaryota; Fungi; Ascomycota; Eurotiomycetes; Eurotiales; Aspergillaceae
Exons: 1
Coding region: 1-1566 (521 amino acids)
Biological process (GO): RNA 3'-end processing
Cellular component (GO): TRAMP complex; nucleolus
Molecular function (GO): poly(A) RNA polymerase activity; mRNA binding
Source: RefSeq, a predicted model, not a curated record